AUGGUGGAGAGUGAAAAGUCAAAUUUAAAGGAAUUAGACCAGUGGAUCGAACAGCUGUAUGACUGCAAACAGCUAGCAGAAACCGACGUGAAAAAGUUAUGUGAUAAGGUACGUAAAUCAAAUGCUAAAGAAAUUCUCACCAAAGAGUCGAACGUUCAAAAUGUGAAAUGUCCGGUGACUGUUUGCGGCGAUGUACACGGACAGUUCCACGAUCUUAUGGAGCUUUUCAAGAUGGGUGGAAAAGCUCCGGAUACGAACUACCUAUUUAUGGGUGAUUAUGUAGAUAGAGGCUACUACUCCGUUGAAACGGUUACACUGUUAGUGGCGCUGAAGGUUCGUUACAAAGAUCGCGUGACAAUCUUGCGAGGAAAUCAUGAAAGUAGACAGAUCACUCAGGUUUACGGAUUUUAUGACGAAUGCUUGCGAAAAUAUGGCAAUUCAAAUGUUUGGAAAUAUUUCACUGAUCUUUUCGACUAUUUUCCCUUGACGGCUUUGGUUGAUGGACAGGUAAUAUACUGUUUUUGUCUUUGUUGA
Molecule: messenger RNA, 534 nt
Organism: Soboliphyme baturini
Lineage: Eukaryota; Metazoa; Nematoda; Enoplea; Dioctophymatida; Soboliphymatidae
Source: the annotation of a GenBank genome assembly